GGGAGAGUCAGCGCUGCAAAGACACGGAGAGAGACAGAUGAGGAGUCUGCAUGUGUUUACAUAGAAACGAGACAUGGAUUUUAGCUUAAGGACAGAAACAUUGAUGGGAUGUGACUGAGGUCAAGUUCAACUACAACAACACCUAAAGAUCAGUUCCCAAAGUUCCUCUGAUUUGACUGCAAAGUUAAACUUGAAUUCUAAGGAACUUCAGUGACACAGCAAUGUAAAACCAGAGUACAACUCUACCAAAGGACUACAAGAGUUUGAGCACAAACAAGUGAAUUCUUCGUUCUAAAGCUAAGAGAUCCAUGUAUAAAGAUAUCUAGAGCCUUAUAAGAAACAUUUGGAGAGGUACAGAAGUUUCAGCACCUGCUGACGAUGUCUUUUGCGAUGGUACGACCGGCUCCCAGCCGAUUCCUAUACUCUGAUAUAUCUAUGAUGUCAGAAGAUGAUGAGAAUGGUAGCGAGAGCUCCGGCUCUGAUGACCGCUCAUUUCGUUUGGACACCUCGGGAUAUGAUCUCAAAGUUGGAAGCAGAAAGAGAAAACCUGGUAUUGGGGGUGGCAGUGGACGGCUCGUAGGGGCACCACCGAAUUCCCUUGGCAUAACCGGUUCGCCGGUGCCAGAGGGCCGUCAACGCAACACAGCCAACGCACGGGAGCGAGAUCGGACCAACAGUGUCAACACUGCAUUCACUGCAUUGAGGACUCUCAUCCCAACGGAACCGGCCGACCGGAAGCUCUCCAAGAUAGAGACAUUGCGAUUGGCAUCCAGUUACAUCUCCCACCUGGGAAACGUGCUGCUGGUGGGUGAAGCUUGCGGGGACGGCCAGCCGUGCCACAGUGGGGGACCCUCGACCUCAAACUAUUACCACCACCACGGAUCUCCAAGCAGAGACUCCGAGAACUCGCAACCCAAACAGAUUUGCACGUUUUGCCUCAGCAACCAGAGGAAACUGAGCAAAGACAGAGAGAGAAAAUCGGCCCUGAGGAGUUAGACCACAACACAAAUGGAUUUACAAAACAUCAACAAUUAAUAAAAACUGCUGACUGAAAACUUUAAGCUGCAGUGUAUAUAUGCAAAUAUCAAUUCAUAUUUAAUUAUUUGUCAAUUGUCUUUGGACUGGGCUCAGCUUUUGAAUUGAAGGGAAAAAAGCGUACGACUGGAAAAAGACCAGAAUUUUCAGACUGCAGCAACUUGUCUUACACAAGAGCUGAACAUUUUGCCAAAGAAGGCAAUUUCCAUUUUCACAGCUUCAGUUUCCACCUUUUCCACACUUCGACACACAAAACAUACAUCAAAUGUUAAUCUUUUACCACAAGGAGCUGAUGUAAAGCUAUCUGCCAAAGAUUAUCCAAAGAAGAGGACUGAGAAAUACUCUUGUGACUCUUACAGGAGAAACGGCGCCAUGGAGUUGGACUUUGCAAAGCAAAACAACAAUGUUAAAAGGAAGACCAUCCUUCUCAUACUUUCAGAAUUGGAGGGAACUUUUGGGACUGAGCUUAUAUCGAGGACAUGAGUGGAUGCAAUUUGAUACGCUGAAUCAUUCUUUUCCCGAAAAAAGACACUUAGCCUAACUAUGAAAAAAAAACAAUAUGUUCAAUAAAUGCUGUAUACUGUAUGUCUAAUAUGGUAAAAUACUUGUAUUCUUCAUUGAUUAAAUUAAC
This is a messenger RNA of Xyrauchen texanus (razorback sucker), 1666 nucleotides long. RefSeq names its product basic helix-loop-helix transcription factor scleraxis-like. The coding region runs from base 379 to 996 and encodes 205 amino acids. NCBI's taxonomy places the organism in Eukaryota, Metazoa, Chordata, Actinopteri, Cypriniformes, Catostomidae. Gene Ontology annotation, biological process: regulation of transcription by RNA polymerase II; developmental process. The transcript has 2 exons. Gene Ontology annotation, molecular function: protein dimerization activity; DNA-binding transcription factor activity, RNA polymerase II-specific; RNA polymerase II transcription regulatory region sequence-specific DNA binding. The record is from RefSeq and is a predicted model, not a curated record.